Stereum hirsutum FP-91666 SS1 is the source of this 1668-nucleotide messenger RNA. RefSeq lists its product as uncharacterized. The transcript has 6 exons. The record is from RefSeq and is a predicted model, not a curated record. The coding region runs from base 1 to 1668 and encodes 555 amino acids. NCBI's taxonomy places the organism in Eukaryota, Fungi, Basidiomycota, Agaricomycetes, Russulales, Stereaceae.
AUGACUGUCAUGAAUACUAUUGAAUGUGCGGGGUUUGAGUCGGGCGCGGACGUCGGCGAGGGAUCGUGCCAUAGGCCUGGCACUUUUACUUGUUCGAAGUAUUGUUCUAAGGAACAUCAAACUGCGCACUGGAAAGCCCACAAACGGCUCUGUAAAGACGGAAUGCUGUCCCCGAGUUGGAAGCCGGCGUAUAUCGUCGAAAAUAGACUGCCUUCAUUUAUGACGAUGGGCGCGUCUGAGUCGCCAAUGGGUACACCGUUUGGCGGAUCGAAGCAUGUGUGGGGGAAUAUACCUGCGAUCGACUGUUUGAAUCUGUCACGGAACGAGGGCUCAUCCGCGGUGGAUAAGGACAUCAACCUUGCUUUUUGGUACUCAAACAGUGCAGCAUCGGGGGAUAUCCGCAAUUUGGUGCAGACGGUGAACGGACUUCCAGCAGACUAUCGUGGAGCGUGCAACAUUCUUCUCAACGAUCGCGAUAUCCAUAUUUUCACUCGGAACGUCCUCUUUCUCGCGAUCCUUCUCGACGAGUAUGAGUCCAUAGAAGAAGCAGCCGAGAUGGCCGUCGACUUGUCAUACUCUAUGCGGCUUUCGUCAACCACUGCCUCCCGCGUCCAAAUGAAGAUGCGCGUGCUGGGCAUGAUCUUGAUUGGGUCAGUCAUGGGUACACCAAAAUCGACUUCUAUCUCUAUACGUGGCAAGUCUCGUCUGGUCAUCCGCCACGAUAUGGACGAGUUCACAUAUCUUGCGAAACGGGGGGUGUUGGACGUUCCGAUAGAUGUUGAUGACGCGGAGAGAGCCAUGCAUGAGUCUCUAUUGCAUCCUUCAAGACAGGACUAUCGAGACUUGUACUACAGCGGUCUGAAGCCAGCUCAUCGUCUGGCUGCUAGCACGUACCGUACGAACGGCAUGACUCGUCCAAUCGGGACGAACUUGAACGAAUUUGAUCAACCGAACAGGACACUCUUCUCUGCGGAAGGAGAGUGGUUGGCUCCGGACUCGGCAGAUCCUCUCCAUGGAUGGAACAUGAAAGCUAUACUAGAGAGCGGCAAGAGGCAUGGAACGACAGAAGGGGACUUAUACGGAGCUCUCUUCUUCCAUGCCAAGGAACAAUUCACUUUAUUCGCGCAACGUCUCGAGGCAUCAAACAUCACCAUCACCGUAUCCUGUGUCGACGCCAUCGAAUUGGCACUGAUACUUCGCACCAAUCCUUCCGCACAUGGGUUUUCUUCUUUCCAAAAGCCCGUCAUGUUCGACCGUAUCGAGACCUCAAACAUAGCGGACUGGAACUACGCCGGAAUCCGGACGGUCUUGGGAUCUUGGGGCCCGCUUUUGAACCGACAGAACCGGCACGCUGCGUUACUUACGCAUUUCAUGAAUUGGGUGGCGAUGCAGCCGGGAGGGAGUAUCGCGGGCGGGUCGCCUUCGACAUCUUGUAGGCUUGCGCCGAUGGUGCUGAUGACCAAGAUGACGAAGGAGCUGGACCUUUUUCACGAUACUGGGCCUGCUUUCGAGAAGUAUUUGCGUGCUAAUGAGGCAGACGAGGUCGCUGCACGACACGGGCUCGUGCGGCGGAAGGAUCAUACGAUUAUUCACAAGGUUGGUGGUCUGCAGCUUUUGACCUGGACUGAUCGAUUUGUCGAGUUCGGCGUGACAGACGUUGUACCGUGA